Dromiciops gliroides (monito del monte) is the source of this 327-nucleotide messenger RNA. RefSeq names its product CDGSH iron-sulfur domain-containing protein 1-like. Bases 1 to 327 code for a protein of 108 amino acids. The transcript has a single exon. Gene Ontology annotation, cellular component: mitochondrial outer membrane; intracellular membrane-bounded organelle. Gene Ontology annotation, molecular function: 2 iron, 2 sulfur cluster binding. Gene Ontology annotation, biological process: regulation of autophagy. The record is from RefSeq and is a predicted model, not a curated record. Lineage: Eukaryota; Metazoa; Chordata; Mammalia; Microbiotheria; Microbiotheriidae.
AUGGGCCUGCAUUCCAACCUGUCGGUGCGAGCGGACUGCAUUGUAGCUGUGGCACUGGCUGCUGGGACUGCUGUGGUGGGCUAUCUAGCUUACAAAAGGUUUUUGGUGAAAGAAAAACUCUACAGGUCCAUGGUCAACCUCACCAUCCAGAAAGACAACCCCAAGGUUGUCCACGCAUUUGAUAUGGAAGACUUAGGAGAGAAAGCUGUGUACUGCCGCUGUUGGAGGUCCAAGAAGUUCUCAUUCUGUGAUGGUGCCCAAACAAAGCACAAUGAAGAGAUUGGUGACAAUGUGGGACCACUGAUCAUCAAGAAAAUGGAGACAUAA